AUGCCGUCGAAACGAAAGCGCGACAUCGAGGAUUUCGAUCCUAACAAGUCGGAUUCCGAUGACGAGAACUUCGAGCCCGGCGCGGAUGGCCCCCCCGUUCGCACCAAAAAGCGAUCGCGCGGAUCCAAGAGUCAAAGGAACGCCGGUGGCGGUGGAAGGCGCCGCAACAACCGCUAUCGAGGAUCCGACAUUGAAGAUGAAGACGAUGAUGACGUGUCUGAUAGCCAAGACGAAGGCUCCUUCGUCUCUGAAGAUGACGAAGAAGAAGAAGAGGUCAUGCCUGUCAAUGCAGCCGGUCGUAGGUCAAGAAAGGCCGCGACCAAGCACAAUAGCUACAAAGAAAGCGAAGACGACGAUUCCGACCCUGCCGAAGAGUCAGACGACGUGCUCUCUGAGGAUUUGCCCAAGCCCAAGAAAAAGGACAGCUUAAUGAUCAAGCUCAAAGUGCCAAAGAAUGCUUCGACGACCGCUCCCGGUGUUACUCGACGAUCAACUCGUGCCCACACCGAGGAGUAUGGCGAGGAGCACGUCGAACUCACCAAUUCCGGCAAACAUGGACGGCCUGCCUCUCGUUCUAGGAGCCCCGAGACCCUGGCCCGUACUCGAUCUUCCCGCUCCAUUAAGGGUUUGAAGAAGGGACCCGAGACAAUUGAAGAGGCCACCCAAGAAAGCAGCGGUCCUCGGGAGGAAGAUGUUGAUGAAUUGGCUGGCGAUGCUGAGCAAGCCAUUGAAGAAACCAAGGAUGCCGAGAUGGAGGAUGUCAAAGAAUCGACAGAAAUCGUACAGGGAGACAUCGUGGCCGAAGAUGACGAUGACGACGAAGACGAAGGUCCAAUCGUCACGCGACGAACCAGGGCAAAGAGAGGAAGUGGCUCUGGGCCUGCUGAGCCCGCCGAACCGGAGGCUGAUGCCGAAGGCGAAGCCGACGAUGACGUCCCCAAACGAUCUGGGCGCCUAACUCGUCGCAACGGGCUUCGGAAAUCAAAAUCUGUUCAAGAGCCAAGUAGCGAUUUCGAGCCCGGCGAAGAGUCAGCAGGGGAGGAAGAUCGCAUGUCUGAGUCGCCCAAGAAGGAUUCCGGCGACGGUGACGACGGCGAUUUCGACAGCCCGGCUCCGCGCGGUAGGGCCGCCAAGCCAAAGGGUCGAUCCACCCGGAGCUCGCGCCGUGGCGCCGAGUCAGCCGAGGAAGUCGAGCUAGACCAAGACGAGUUGGCCGAAGAGCUCCACGAGCUAAGGCAGGACUCCCGCUCGCGGCGUCCACGACGACCUUCACCCGCCAUCAUCUAUCAAGAAACAGCAUCCAAGCGACGCAGAGCCGCCGCGAAGCCCAUGAACUACUUCAUGCCACCCCUCUCUGCCGUAAACAUUGAGGAAGAUGACGGCGAAGAUCCAGCCCCGACUCCUGCACGUCGUCGCGGUGGCCGUGGGGGUGCAAGUCAAGCUUGGGAUCGCGCCCUCAACACAACAUUCGGACCUUUUGGAGGCGGAGGCGGUGCCGGGUCACUCCUUGGCGGGCCUUGGGGUUCCGGAAUGGCCGCAGGAGGUGUCGACUCGGACAGCAGUGACGAUGAAAUGGGCCAACGAUCAGGGCCUGCUGCAGGAAAUGUUGGCAUGACGCCCACAUCGGCCGCCGCUCCAGCUGGACUUCUUCCUGGCCUUGCGCAACCUUUGGGUGGAGAGGGUGGCGUGGGGGCAGCACCCAACGUUGGCAAGAUCAAGAACCAGAAGGCUUUGGCAGAUGCCGAUCCUCUUGGUGUCGAUCUUACUGUGGACUUCAAUCACGUCGGCGGUCUUCAAGGUCACAUCGAUCAGCUGAAGGAAAUGGUCCAGCUCCCUCUUCUAUACCCCGAGCUGUUCCAGAGAUUCCACGUCACGCCACCUCGAGGUGUUCUUUUCCACGGUCCACCCGGUACUGGUAAGACUCUGCUUGCUAGAGCCCUUGCCAAUUCCGUGGGCGUCGGUGGGCGCAAGAUCACUUUUUACAUGAGAAAGGGAGCCGAUGCUCUGAGCAAAUGGGUUGGUGAAGCAGAGAAGCAGCUGCGUCUGCUCUUUGAGGAAGCGAGAAGAACGCAGCCUAGUAUCAUUUUCUUCGAUGAAAUUGAUGGUUUGGCUCCGGUGCGCUCCAGCAAGCAGGAGCAGAUUCACGCUUCCAUCGUCUCAACACUCCUGGCCCUGAUGGACGGUAUGGACGGCCGCGGACAGGUUAUUGUAAUCGGCGCCACCAAUCGUCCUGACAACAUCGACCCCGCUCUCAGACGACCCGGACGAUUCGAUCGAGAGUUCUACUUCCCACUCCCAGACGUGGCCGGUCGACGGUCCAUUCUUGAGAUCCACACCAAGGACUGGGGUCUCUCAGAGCCAUUCAAGCAACAGCUCGCCGAAAACACCAAGGGCUAUGGUGGUGCCGAUCUCCGUGCUCUCUGCACGGAGGCUGCUCUCAACUCCAUUCAGAGGACAUACCCGCAGGUCUACUCGUCAAAAGACAAGCUCAUCGUCAAUCCUGACAAGAUCAACAUCCACGCGACGGAUUUCAUGCUGUCGAUAAAGAAGAUGAUUCCGUCAUCUGAGAGAUCCGCCGGCACAGGCGCUUCUCCUUUGCCCAAGGGGAUCGAGCCACUGCUUAGAGACCAGUUCACAUCGAUCAAGAGGGCUCUGGACGAUGUUUUGCCUCGUAAGAAGAAGCUGACAGCGUUGGAAGAAGCCAUGUUCGAGCAAUUCGAGGAUGAGGACCACGGCUUUGGUAGAGAAGCUCUGCACCAAGAGUUUGAGCGGUCUAGAAUCUUCCGCCCGCGAUUCCUGAUCCACGGGUUUUCGGGCAUGGGCCAGAGCUACUUGUCCUCUGCCCUGCUGCACUACUUCGAAGGUGUACACGUUCAGAACUUUGGGCUUCCCAACUUACUGGCUGACGGACGGCCCAUGGAACAGGUCAUUGUCAGUUUGUUCACUGAAGUGAAGAGACAUAAGCCAAGUGUCAUCUACAUCCCGAGCAUCGAAUCGUGGUAUGCCGCUAUGAGAGACACACUACCAUUCAUCACAUUCAAGAACAUGCUCAAGUCUAUACCGCCUACGGAUCCCAUUCUGGUGCUUGCCACGGCUGAGUAUGAAGCUGGGGAGGACCUGUCGCCCGAGCUCGUCCGGGAGCUAUUUGCCUUUUCCCGCAAAAACCGAUUGCAGAUCCAGCGGCCGAAGCAUUCAAACCGGCGGGAAUACUUUGCUUCCAUUGUCGACCAUAUUCGCAAGAGUCCAGCUGACUUCCCUGAUCCUGCCAACCGUAAGAAGAGAGUCUUGGAGGAGCUCCCCGUUGCUCCGCCGCCGCCACCGAAAGUACCCACCAAGGAAGAGAUCAAGGCCAUGCAGAAACGCGACCACCAGUUGCUCAAUAUCUUGAAGGUGCAACUACAGCCAAUUAUGGACCAGAUUAACAGGAAAUACAAGAAGUUCAGACAGCCCGUCCUUACCCCCGGUCAGCUGGAUUACCUCUUCCUCGAAAAGGAUCCCAACUAUGUACGCCCCGACGUAGCGGGCAUAGAGCAUCGGCCUUUUGAGAUCGUAAAGGACAAGUACGAUGUUGACGUGCUACGCGAGACAAUUUCUGGCAAGACUUUCUACAAUCUCGAGACGACAACCAUUGAGGAGAGGUUAUCGAACGGUUUUUACUGUCGACCAAAAGACUUCCUUCGGGACAUCAAAUCGCUUGCCAAAGAUGCCAAGAACAUUGGCGACAAAGAGCGGACGCUCAAGGCAAACGAGCUUGUCAGCAAUGUCGAAGUCGACGUCGCUACGAUUGAGGGCAACACCAGCACUGUGGACUGGGAGGCGUUGCACCAGAGACAGCUUCAACGCGCCAAGGUCCAAGCUGAGAAGGCGAGGAAGAAGAAAGCGCUUCAGUCUGUUCUCGACCGAGUUCAAGGCGAUGUGGGUGGCGGUAAUGACAGCGACUCACAAGGGCCGGUUACUCUGGGCGAGCAGAUUCCUGGGUCUGGUCAUGCCAUGGCUCGUUUCCAGGUCAUGAGCCCGGGACCGAGUGGCGGCGUGGGAUCCCAUCAGCAAAGCAAUGGCACAUCCAACCCUUCUCGGCAGAGCGACGUGCACAUGAGCGGCGUGGACGACGACACGACUCAGGACAGCUCCAUGCAGCCACCGGCUCAAUGGCCGCCUCAAGGAAACGCGACAACUGGGGCCACACAGGUAUCCCAAAGAUCUGUUAUCACCACAGUGCCCCCCGGCAUGUCGCCUUCUGCGAUUGUGAACGACGCUUCCACCACCAAGACGUCAGAUCCAUCGGACAGAUCGACAGACAAGUGGAGCACGCAAGCGACAGGACCGACAAACGGGUUCCAUCCAGAUCAAUCCAGCCAAGGCGACAAUUCGCAGCUGCAAGAUACCCAAAUCCCUGCUGGCAUGGAUUCUGUGAGCCAGGCAACUUCUAGCGACGCAGCUUGGCCACACUCCCAAGCCCAUGGCAUGGCGCGAGGGAUCAUUCACCCGCCCGGCAGUCAGACAUCGUCUCCUAACAAGUCUAGGAGCUCAGGAGACUCGAAGCACGCCAUGCCCUUGGUCAAUAUUCUCAAUGACUCAACAAGCGAAGACAUUAGGAACUCUGGUUCGUCAUCUUCGCAGCAGCAGCCCGUCAUCCACGAGGGCCAAGUCGAGCAAUUCCUGGACGAGUUGACGGAGAGAACAUCGGGCUGCACUAUUGAGCAGUUGGAGCAGAUCAACCGCGAGCUCAUGGACGAGAUCUGGAACACGAGGCAUGAGUGGAACCGUAUGAAGGUGCUCGGCGACCUGACCAACGUGUUCAAUGAGACCAUUAGCGACAUUGAGAGCAUCCAGGGCUUGUUCCAGCAGAGCCAGCAAGCAUGA
Molecule: messenger RNA, 4863 nt
Organism: Colletotrichum fioriniae
Lineage: Eukaryota; Fungi; Ascomycota; Sordariomycetes; Glomerellales; Glomerellaceae
Gene: YTA7
Product: TAT-binding protein-like protein 7, AAA ATPase
Biological process (GO): positive regulation of transcription by RNA polymerase II
Cellular component (GO): nucleus
Molecular function (GO): ATP hydrolysis activity; ATP binding; histone binding
Source: RefSeq, a predicted model, not a curated record